AUGCCGGGGCUGGCGGGCCCGGGGGGGAUGGAGGGCUGGAGCCCCACGCCGCCACUCUACGAGGAGUACCGGCCGCCGCAGCUGGACACCAUCCGCCUGCCGCGGUACGUGCUGUACCUGCUGCUGGCCGCGCUCCUCGUGCUGGCCGUGGCCUACGCCAUUGUCGGCCACCUCAUCAAGGACCUGGCCCACGACCUGGCCGACUGGGCCUUCGGCCCGAAGCCGGACCAGGAGGAUGGCCCCCGGGAGCUGCGCCCGAGCCCGGAGGGCGAGGACCUGGAGCAGCUGGACCUGCAGCUGGCCCUGGCCUGGCGCGGAGACGAGGACGGCGGCGAGGCGGCCCCUGCAGAAGCCCCCGCCCGGGCCCCCCGCCGACCCUCCAUCGCCUUCAAGGACCCCGGGGGCCGCAGCUCCUUCUGGAGGCUGAACUGAGGCGGUGCCGCCUACACCUGGCCAGGCCCUCCCUCCGGGCGCCGGGGCCCCUCCCCGCCGUCGGGGGUUCA
This is a messenger RNA of Equus quagga, 503 nucleotides long. RefSeq names its product small integral membrane protein 44 (gene SMIM44). The transcript is spliced from 2 exons. Lineage: Eukaryota; Metazoa; Chordata; Mammalia; Perissodactyla; Equidae. The record is from RefSeq and is a predicted model, not a curated record. Bases 1 to 432 code for a protein of 143 amino acids.